This is a messenger RNA of Camellia sinensis, 2363 nucleotides long. The record is from RefSeq and is a predicted model, not a curated record. Lineage: Eukaryota; Viridiplantae; Streptophyta; Magnoliopsida; Ericales; Theaceae.
AAUUAUUGACUUUUUAUUUUUUUUAAAAAUAUAUUUUAGAACAGAAGAAAAAAAUUUACAUACGUAACUCUAAUAUCAAAAUCGGAAGAAUAAAAUGAUUCUGGGUUCAUGAAAAUGAUCAUUAUACAUUGAUCGUCCCUUCCAGAUUUUCUUUUGCCUCUAUUAGCUCAUAAAUUUCUCACAGAUGGUGCAAGUAGAAGCCAUUGCUGCUUCUCAGAAGCAGCUUCUACAAAAGCCAACUUGCGCUUGGAUCAGAUGGGUACAAAACCAUCUUCUUCUUCUACUAGUUCUCUUGGCACAACCAGUCCUUGGUGGUCAGAUUGUCAAGUAUUUACCUGGUUUUGAUGGUGAACUUCCCUUCAAACUUGAAACAGGAUAUAUCAGCGUUGAUGAUUCGGAGUUGUUCUAUUAUUUCAUUGAAUCAGAAGGGAACCCUCAAGAAGACCCACUUUUUCUUUGGCUCACUGGUGGACCUGGCUGCACUUCUUUUAGUGGACUCCUUUAUGAAGUUGGUCCAAUGGAGUAUGACAUUGAUAACUACACUGGAGGGUUACCAAAAUUGAAAUAUUAUCCAUAUGCAAGGACGAAGACUGCUAGCAUGAUAUUUCUUGAUGCACCUGUUGGCACUGGUUUCUCUUAUGCAAGAACCCCUGGAGGUUGGCCUACAUCAGACACAAAAUCAGCUGAACAGUCGUACCAGUUCCUCAGGAAGUGGUUGGUCGAACACCCACAAUUUCUCUCCGUUCAACUAUUUGUUGGCGGUGAUUCUUAUGCAGGCCUUACUGUCCCAUUGAUCACUAAAAAGAUAAUAGAUGGUAACAAAGAAAAAGCCAAGCCAUAUAUGAAUAUCAAAGGAUACUUGGUUGGAUGCCCAGGGACUGAUUCAGUUAUUGAUGGGAACUCAAGAGUAGAUUUUGCUCAUAGAAUGGCACUUAUAUCGGAUGAGAUCUAUGAGAAUGCGAAAAGAAGUUGCAAUGAGAACUAUAUAAAUGUAGAUCCAGCAAAUACGGCAUGCAUAACUGCUAUGGGUGCUAUACAAAAGUGUCUGAAAGAUCUGUCUGACAAAGAUAUUUUGAAACCCAAGUGCGAUUUAUCAUCCCAAGAUCAUCCAGAAGGCCCAGACCGAAGAUUUCUAAAAGAAGGUUCUUCAGAGUUCCUACUCUCGCCAUCAACGUUUCCAAAACCUUGGUGCACUACUUUGAAGCUUACACACAAUAGCAUUUGGGCAAACGAUGAUGGUGUUCAAGAAGCAUUACAUGUUCGGAAGGGAACUGUACCACGUUGGGAGAGAUGCAACAACAGCUUAUCAUACACCCAAGAUGUCUUGAGUGUUAUUGCUGUUCAUAAAGAACUAAGUAGAUCAUCCUUGGAAGUACUUGUAGAGAGGUCAGUAUAUACACGUGGCUUGUACAUACCCUUCACUAAAUUGAUUUUUUUAUUACGAGGAACCCCCUGACCCUACCUUCAGUGAGACCUGGGAUAAAACCCCGGAUAUGUGAGACCACCCUGUUAGCCUCACAUAUUGUGCAACGUAGGGACACGAACCUAAGACCCCUUUGUGGGUUACUGUUGGAAUUAGGAAAUAGUGAUAUAAUAAUUAUGGUAGUGUUGGAAUUAGGAAAUCGUGAUAUUGUAAUUAUGGUAGUGUGUAUAAAAUCUGUGAUUGUGUCAACCACAGGUUUAAUAUCUUUUUUUAUCUUCGUUUCUUAUUUUGUUCGUUUCCUAUUUUGUAAUAUUGUUUCAUUAUAAAUACAAGGCUCUACCUCAUUCAUAGGCAAGCCAAAUAAUUAUUUUUAUUCUUUUUGGUAUUAGAGCCAAAACACAGAAACCCUAGACCACCCCCUUCUCCCUGUUGGCCCCUAUUCUUUACUGCCCAGCAGGUUCUUCAUCUUCUUUCUUCUUCUUCCAGCAGCCAACAGGCCUUCUCUCCCCUCUAGACCACCCGACAACCUAACUCACCACUCCUAGACCACCCAAAACCACUUACCCACUCUCCUAUACCCCUCGACAAGACUGUAUUACACCUGCCGAGGGUCUUGCUGCUGCCAACCAGGUCUUAUCUUGGCCUAGAGUACUUCGACCAGCUCUUCCCCUAGCCUAGAUUGGUUCGACACCCUCUUGAGGGUGGUCUGAACCCUUGUUUUUCUCUUUUAUAGGGUGUAGUGCUAAUGCUUUUAAGCAUUUUUCUGGACCUCUAUGUUUCUUUUUUUUCUUUGUGGGCUAUUUUGUUUAUUCGGUAGCAUUUAGCCGUUGAGUUUUUUUCGGCUUUUCUGGUUGUUUACUCGGACUGUGUUGCUGUAUUGCUAUCUAUUUCAACCCUCAUCAUCUCCCCAUGGAUAACUUAUCUUCUACCAUUCCUACUG